Sorghum bicolor (sorghum) is the source of this 4022-nucleotide messenger RNA. RefSeq lists its product as uncharacterized. Gene Ontology annotation, biological process: proteolysis. The transcript has 16 exons. NCBI's taxonomy places the organism in Eukaryota, Viridiplantae, Streptophyta, Magnoliopsida, Poales, Poaceae. The record is from RefSeq and is a predicted model, not a curated record. Bases 599 to 3751 code for a protein of 1050 amino acids. Gene Ontology annotation, molecular function: cysteine-type peptidase activity.
UUCACCGUAAUCCCCCCACACCCGACGCACGCGGCCUUCCCUCCCCCGCACCUGACGCACACCGCCCUCCCGCACCCGACGCACGCCGCCCUCCGCCGGCACCUGCGUGGUCCGACGCACGCUGCCCUCCCCUGGCACCUGCGCGUCGCUCCUCUUCCCUCGGCACCCGCGCCUCGCCCCCCGCCCCUGCCGCCUUUUCCCUCGCCCUCGCUCCUGCCAUUGAAGAUCUGCCGAUGCCCAGCUACAAUCCGAGAUCACAGAAUAUGAUUCGGCUGCUUCUCCGUAUCAAUGCUCGAUUGAUCCAAGAACGUAGGGAUAUCCCCCAAAUUUCGUUGCAGCUUCCUCUAUACUGCAGCCCCCUACCACAACAUCCUGAUAAAUGCAGUCCGCUGCUCUUCUUGGCUGCUGGAGAGUCCCCAAUCCUCCAUCGGAAGUGGCUGCCGGAGAGGUCCAAUCCUCCGUCAGAAGUGGCUACUGGAGACGCCCCAAACAUCCACGCCAGGAAGCUGCCUCGGGUCUCUGCUGGCUGCUGUGAAGUUGCCUGCUCGUAUCUACUCUGCAGAUCCCAUCAGGCCAGCAGAGACAGGCUACGGAGGAAAUGAGGCCUCCUAAAUUUGUUCAGGGUAGAUUGAAAUCAUUCACCCUGCACACCACACAGGAGGAUUUCAACAUUGAUAUAAGUGACGUCACUGGUGUAUCUCAGACACUACCAGCUCAACCAGUUCAUCAGCAGCCACCACAUUGUCCAGGACCGUCGUCACGCCCUCGUUCAGAGGAGGACGAUGAUGAUGACGAUUUCAUGCAACCCCCAACUAGGCACCCAGUAAUGAACAAUAAUCAACGUCGUACUACAAAAGUUGUUGUCAAUGCACGCAGAGAUGGGAAAGUGCAGAAGAAAAAUGCCUCUCGCAUAGAUCCACCUACAAAGCCUAAACAGCAAAAGCUUACCAAAUAUCUUCAUGCACCAACUGUUCGAUGUGCACCUUCAAUUUUUAACUCAUUUAUUGAUCUCCUCACCAUGAGUCAGCGUACUAGAAUCAAUAAUAUGAACUUUGGUGGCCUCCUCCAGAUCCGAGCAGACAAGCUAGUUAGCAGAGAAAUGUUGAGGUAUCUGUAUGACAGGCUAGAUCCUGUAACUAUGAUGUUGGUUCUUGGUAAAGAUAGGGUUAUACAUAUCAACCCUUUUGUCGUUAAGCAAACGUUUGGCAUUCCGGACAGUGGUGAAGAAUUAUCUUUACACACAAACCAGGAAGCAUGCAAGGCCUUGUCUGAUUUCAAGGAUUUUAUUGGUUUACAAGAAGCUGAGGAUGUGCACACAAAGUAUCUACAAGAGAUCUGGGAGGCCGACAUUGAGCUAGACUCCAGGAUGCUUGACGACAACAUGUGCAUUAAAAUUUUCUUCAUGAUCGCUUCUAACAAGCUGUUGUUUCCUUCCUCGGACAACAACAUCAGGGCGAAAGAUGUUUAUUUGGCUAGGAAUUUGUCUCGACUACCCACUAUGAACUGGUGCAAGGCUGUUACCGAUGAAAUCCAAGAAGCUGCACGCACGUGGCGUCUUGAUAGAACAACUAAAGUUUCGCCUUCAAUUACAGGAUGCGCGUUUUUUCUGUUGAUAGUGUAUUUGGAUAAUUUACGCUGCAAACACCAGAUCAAUCACAAGGACAUUCCCCGUGCCAAGUACUUCAAUCAAGAUUUGAUUAAAAAAAUAAUUGCUGCUGACAAGACAAAGGACGACCAAGGAAAGGUCACAUUUGGGCGAUUACCGCUUAGGGACAUCAGUGAUACUGUUUACCAUAUGCCUCAUCAUUCUAUUCUAGAAAAGCCAGCAAACAUUCAACCUGUGUCUGCUAUACAGUUCCCUAGCAUUCUUUCAGAACUAGUUGGAGUAGUCAAUGUGACAGUUGCCAAGCCAAAGAGGAAGCCGUUAGUGCAAGCUUUCACAGAAUUUGACAUCAAAUCAAAAAAGGCAACAACUUACUUAAACAGGGGACAACUAAUGCUACAAACCUCACAUGACCAGCUCAUUGCAAAGGUGCGGUCAAUUUUGGAGAACCAAAGUUGUGAGAAUAACAGCAUAGAUCACCAAGCUAAACCAACUGCUCCUACUGCAGCUGAUGCCAACGAUCUUGACAUGCAUGAUAUCCAUAACGGAGAUAACAUACAGUCUGAACAUGUAACUGAGGCGCCAAAUCAUUCUAAAGGAUAUGGCACUAACCAACAUAUAAACCAUGAGAGACAUGUGCCACUGCAACAGAACAGUCCCACGGAGGCUGCGGCACCACAGCCCAUGGAUGCCGCAACGAAUGCCGGGUCAGAACAGGAAUUGGAUCAUGAACACUCACCGGUUCACACGGAUGUGACAAUUGGCGAUGUUGUUCCUCCAAUUUUGGGUCAGGCGAUGGACCAAGAAGGCACUGGACAAGCAUCACACAUUGGCAGAACCUCAUCCCUGGAUUCUCUAGUUGACCUCAUCACUGCAUCUGUUAUACGGACUGCCCACCGACAAACUACAACAACUGACACGAUGACACCAGAGCCUGUUGUGCUUACACACACCCAACAUCAGCUUCCUAAUGAGGUUAUACGACCUGACAGCACCACCAUUGCUGUUGAGCCCCUCCUACUUGCUGCCCACCCACAAACUAUAACAACCGACACGAUGACACCAGAGCUUGUUGUGCUUACACAGACCCAACAUAAGCUUCCUAAUGAGGUUAUACAACCUGAUAGCACGAUUGGUGUUGAGCCCCUCCUACCUGCUGCCCACCCACAAACUACAACAACCGACACGAUGACAUCAGAGCCUGCUAUGCUUACACACACCCAACAUCCGCUUCCUAAUGAGGUUCUACGACCUGAUAUCACCAUUGAUGAUGAGCCCCUCCUACCUGUUUAUCCAAAACCACAACGUCUUACAAGACGCCCAUCCAAGUACGUGUCGCCAUUCAAAGGUGAUCCAAUGCGGACACGAGUACCAAUGUCAAAGGCACUAGCUGUGAGGAAGAAGUUUCGCCCGAGUCUCAAGAGUUUAAAUGAGGUUUUCAUUAGUACAGGCUUCAUAGAUUUCACUGGCAAUGAAAUAUUAGAUUCCUUCCCUAACGAUCAAGAGCUUUCGACCAAAUUUAUGUCCUACUUUGUUCAAUGCUUGAGCCAUGAUGAAUCAGUCCACAUGCCAGAUGGUGGUGGCUACAGGGUGUUCCUACCCCACAGGAUUGGGGAAUACGUCAAUAUGGAGGAUCAGGAGGAAUACGAAGAGUGGGAAUUUCAUAAUGCUCUUGAAAUUUUAGAGAGUGGCAUUGCUUCUAUUGACACAACUAAUGUUAAGCUAUUCUUUUUGCCGAUUAUGGAGGAGGACCACUAUACUGUUUACUGCAUCAACCUUAUACAUGACCGAAUAGAUAUUCUCGACUCUAGUCCUGAUGACCAUAGGCUUUACCAUGAAGUUGUGGGUAACAGAAUUAUUCCAAGGCUCAAUCUUCUGUUCCAGGAAGCCACAGAUGGUAAGCUUAAGUCGUUUACUCGAUUCAGGCGACCCAUCCUACCUGUCCCAGUGCAGCGCAAUGCCACCGACAGUGGAUUCUAUGCCAUCAAGUUCAUGGAGUUAUGGAAUGGUGAAUCUUUCCAUCUUCCAAUCCUCACGGAAAAUGCAGCAAUGUAUAGAGAUCAGCUUCUCUACUACGCCAUCUAUCACGAAAUCAACACUGUUGAGAAGCUUCCUGCUGGUCUAGAAGCACUCAAGCCACGACGUUGAAGACCACGUUGGGACCAGUCUCCUUGGGAAUGCUAGAAUAAAUAUGGAAGCCUUAGUUACUGUGUUUUUAAUUGACCGCUCCUGUUGGUCAUCAACGACCCAAUUUACCAAAUUCAAAUUUGAAACUAAUUUGUUUUCAUAGUUUCACUUCUCAUACGGGAUUGUUUGUGCGAUGACAUAAUUAUUUGUACUCUGAACCUAUACUAUGGUCUCUUUGUUUCGAAAUCUACUAUUUUUAUUUGGAUAUUCAACUGUCAAUAUUAUGGUUUAA